Messenger RNA from Clunio marinus, 243 nucleotides. The record is from the annotation of a GenBank genome assembly. Lineage: Eukaryota; Metazoa; Arthropoda; Insecta; Diptera; Chironomidae.
AUGCGAAUCGAUCAAGAAGCGUUCUUCAAUUUGCCAUACCUUUUACAUAUUGGCUUAGAUAUAUACAAUAGAAAUCAGGGUGCUUGUGCCGGGAAUCUGAUUCGUAGGUCCCCGGUUCGAAUCCCAGCCAUGAGGCGAACAAUGAGAGAGCAAAGACUAGGAACACUGCCGAAAAUGGAACGCAUGCAAUUGUUACCUGUUCAAUUGAUAAAUAAAAACAGUGCAAGUCUAAAGCAAAUCUAA